Molecule: messenger RNA, 3863 nt
Organism: Pteropus alecto (black flying fox)
Lineage: Eukaryota; Metazoa; Chordata; Mammalia; Chiroptera; Pteropodidae
Gene: HSDL1
Product: hydroxysteroid dehydrogenase like 1
Exons: 6
Coding region: 236-1228 (330 amino acids)
Source: RefSeq, a predicted model, not a curated record
GGUGCGGCUCUCGACAGCUGCAGUGGCGGUGACAGGAGUGGCGGUCGCGUGGGUCCGGCGGGAGCAUCUCGGAUAGUGCGUCGUGUCUGCAGGCUAGAAGGGGCUGUUCCAGAUACUGCAGGACGCUUCCUCCCCGCCACCUCCACUAGCUGAUUAGACAAGUGCUGGAUACCUGAGCUCAGGCGGGCCAGCCAGAAUCUCUGCCAGGAAUUUGGAAUAGUGAUGCCAGGCUGCCAUGGCUGCUGUUGACAGCUUCUACCUCUUGUAUAGGGAAAUUGCCAGGUCAUGCAAUUGCUACAUGGAAGCUCUAGCCUUGGUUGGAGCCUGGUAUACAGCCAGAAAAAGCAUCACUGUCGUCUGUGACUUUUACAGCCUGAUCAGGCUGCACUUUGUUCCUCGCCUGGUGAGCAGAGCAGAUCUGAUCAAGCAGUAUGGAAGAUGGGCAGUUGUGAGUGGUGCAACAGAUGGGAUUGGAAGAGCCUAUGCAGAAGAGUUAGCAAGCCGUGGGCUCAAUAUCAUCCUGAUUAGUCGAAACCAAGAGAAGUUACAGAUGGUUGCUAAAGACAUCGCCGACACCUACAAAGUAGAAACUGAUAUUAUAGUGGCGGACUUUAGCAAUGGCCGGGAGAUCUAUGACCCGAUUCGAGAAGCCUUGAAGGACAAAGACAUUGGCAUCUUGGUAAAUAAUGUGGGUGUGUUUUAUCCCUACCCCCAGUAUUUUACUCAGGUCUCCGAGGACAAACUCUGGGACAUCAUAAAUGUAAACAUUGCUGCGGCUAGUUUGAUGGUCCACAUAGUGUUACCGGGGAUGGUGGAGAGAAAGAAAGGCGCUGUUGUCACUAUCUCUUCCGGCUCCUGCUGUAAACCAACUCCCCAGCUGGCUGCUUUUUCUGCUUCUAAGGCUUAUUUAGACCACUUCAGCAGAGCAUUGCAGUAUGAAUAUGCUUCUAAAGGAAUCUUUGUACAGAGUCUAAUUCCGUUCUACGUGGCUACCAACAUGACUGCACCUGGCAGCUUUCUGCACAAGUGCUCGUGGUUGGUGCCAUCACCAAAAGUAUAUGCACAUCAUGCUGUUUCUACCCUUGGCAUUUCAAAAAGGACCACAGGAUACUGGUCCCAUUCUAUCCAGUUUCUUUUUGCACAGUAUAUGCCUGAAUGGCUCUGGGUGUGGGGAGCAAAUAUUCUCAAUCGUUCUUUACGUAAGGAGGCCUUAUCCUGCAAAGCAUGAAACUGGAUGAUGGUUGCAAAGUUUUUCCAACUCACGGGAACCUGCAGUAUUCUGACAUUUGGAAGAACAUGUUUAACUUAUCUUCUGUAUUUUCUUUUAUUACUGGUUAUUUAGUAUACUGUUGACUCAUUUGCAAAGCAAACAUGAUACUUUGAGAGAAUGCUAUGGAAAAAUCUCAAGAGCCGCAUGGUGGCACAGCAUAAAUAAUGACUGAGGAACAAGAACUGAUUGAGGAAACCUAAAUUUCAAUUCUUUUUUUCCUUAAGGUGUUCAAGAGUUGGGUGAUUUAUGUUCUUCUAGGAGCUACAGCAAUCCGAUAUUGAAAUAUACUUAUGACUUGUCACCUCUAUUUCAAAUGUUGUUUUUUAAGGGAAAUUAUCUAGUAGUUGGAUUCUAGUAUUGUUUUCAAAUGUUCAUCAGGAAAGACUAGUUAAAAGUGUUAUUGUAUGAGUAAGAUUGCUGGUAUUAGCAGUAGAAAUCUGUGUGUAUUACUAUUGUGUAGCUCUAGUUGUUUGACUAUCUGUGUAAGAAAAGUGCUGCUUUUCAACUGAUAUUUUAUUAGAAAACCAUAUGUGUAUGUAUGUUGUGUGCAUCUAGAUAACUUUAUUUAUGGGUAAGUUACUUUAAAAAAGAUUUUUUGUUAAGAUGGCUUAACAUGGAACCUUACAGGGUAUUAAAAUUCUAGAUUAUUCCUUUUUAUACUAAAUAAGCCUACCAAAUUUUGUGCUAUAGGUUUGCCAUGUUUAAUAUUACUUAACGACAUUCUUGGUUUGUUUUUUUUUAAAUCUUCCAUGGAAUUAAUUCAUUCCUAGAUUUGGACAUGUAAUGAUUGAUUUAUAAUUAUUGUGGAUAAAUAAUGCUUUUUCGGCUUAUAACUGAAAGUUAGCUCUUUGGAAUUUGUUAAUCUGGUUUUCAUAUACUCUUCUAUAUAAUAUUCCAUUCCAAUAGCAUUAUUGGUAUAAACAUCAAGUAUUUAUGGAAUGUAGUUAAAAUAUGAACAAAUUAUGUGUGUGAUAUGAUGUAUCUGUUGAAAUAAGUUAGAAGCUCAUUCUUGGUUCUUGUAAUUAACUUACACAUUACAGUGAAUACUUUUAUUAGUGUGAAGAUAAUUAUGCACAACCCACAACAAUAUGGCUUAGCAUUGAAACCUGUGAAAUGUUUUUGGUUCUGGUCCUAUAAAGUCAAACAUUUUUGAGGACACAUACCUACUGCUUUGACAGUUGUAAAUCACUAUAUGAAUAUGUGUGCAAGUUAAAAUUUUGGAGUUUAAUAUUGAGACACCAAUGCAGAAACUAGUAAAUUGAUUGAAAUCAGAACUUUUCUGGCAUUGUUUUCUCCUGAGAUGAUGUACCAUUAUGACUAGGCCUAAGCAUCUUUUUAUGUUAUACCCACAAUUUUGCCAGUGACAUUGCCUCAGUAUUUUCAAAUGUGACUUGGAAUCAGUUCAGAAACUUCCACUUCACUGAUCAGGCCUUAAUCACAUAAGAGGAAGAUAUUCAGAUGUGAAAAUUUACACACUAAUGACACUAUGUAUCACUGAAGGUUUUGAUGGACUUGCUUGAAAGCCUUUAUUUGGUCACAUUUGGCAUUUUUCCUCAUCUAACAAUUAAUUUAUGUCAUUAAGACUAGAAAAAAAAUUGACUUCAUGCCACAUUGACUUGAACUUUGACGUGUAAUAAGCAGCAGCAACUUUAUGUAAAAAAUACCAUAUUUAUAUAAAAGGUGUUACGUGGUGCAGCAUUGUUUUAUAUUUAUAGAUUAGGUAUUGAAUCAUUGUUACAUGAUGAGAAUAAAUAAACCAUGUCGAUGAUGUUUUAAAAUUCUCUGCUUGACAGGAUGUACGUAAAUAAGCUGAUUGGUCCAAAGUUAGUGAAAAAUCAAAACCAAGAAUCUUCCUUCUGUUUUGUCUUUCAUAAAAUACUUUUCUCCAGAGCUCAUUUGAGAGUCAUAAUUGGACCACUGUAGAUGGAGUUUCUUAUUAAGAAUGUGGGAAAUAAGAGCCUUUUAAAUAAUCUAUGAACUGAAAAUUUAAUAAUGAAAGCGGUUGCUUCUUCCUUUGGAAGAGGUUUUGCUCUCUAUGUUUAUGAAUUGGUUGUCUGGAAUGAGAGAUACAUUUUUUUCCCCCAUAGAAAUAAUUAUUUUAAAAUUACAAAACUUAAUCUAUGGUAGUAAUUCAUUAAGAGCUUGUAUUUCAGCAAGAACAUUGUAUAUAACCAUGUCUUUUAAAGUACUAAGUUGAUUUCUUGAUCUCAUUCUCCUGAUAGGUUAAGUAAGAUGGUUAAUUGUGAUCAUUGACUUUGGCAGCAAUGUGGAGGUCACUGGCAGUUUUGCCAUGAGCUAUUUCAUCCAGUGGUGGGGUGAAAGGUAGACUGUAGUGGUUUCAAGAAAGAAUGGGAAGACCAAGGGAGACAGCAAGGAGAGAUAGCUCUAUCAAGGAGUCUUUUUGUUUUGUUUUAACCUAAGUUACUUAAAAUCUUGUCACAUUUGGGAAUCAGAGGGUUAGGUGGAUUCCUCCAUCUUGACAGUGUGCCCUCUGAAACCAAGUCCAGUCUUUCUGUAUCUCUGUCUCAGUAUUGGCUAGGCUGUUACUCUUAAAAGAACAUUUAGUUUCAAUAAAGACUUACCUUCCAUGGAA